Oryctolagus cuniculus (rabbit) is the source of this 2414-nucleotide messenger RNA. The record is from RefSeq and is a predicted model, not a curated record. NCBI's taxonomy places the organism in Eukaryota, Metazoa, Chordata, Mammalia, Lagomorpha, Leporidae.
CGGGAGCCACGCCACAUGUCGUCUCCCGUGCACACACCCCCGCACUGCCACGGUGCAACGCCGCCCUUCUUCACGGCUGAGUACUACUCCGCGGAACGGGGGGCGCACGCCGUGGUCUCCACGCACCCGGACGCGGAGCUCCGUCACGGCAGGAGCCAGCGGUGCGGGACGGGAGCGGGCGCGGCCAAUCCCGGGGCGUCCGCGGGGCUCCUCCGCAAGGCCGGCCUCCCGCAGGCCGCCGCCGCCGCCUCGGACUCGGGGCUGCAGGCCCCGCCUCCCGCGGCCCCCGGCCCGGCCCCGGCACGCCCAGGCGCGGCCCGCGGCGCGCUCCGGCGUGCGGACCCCGCGGCGGCCGCGCGCAGCCUCGGACCCCGCGGGCGCCGGAGCGGGAGGCGGGGCGGUCGGGCCGGGGGCGGAGCGGCGGCCGCAGCAGCCGAGAGCCAGCCCGGCCCCGCCCGCCGUCGGCCGGCCGGCUGGCUGGGCCAUGGAGGUCUACAUCCCGUCCUUUCGCUACGAGGAGAGCGACCUGGAGCGGGGCUACACGAUGACUACAGUGGCUGGAGCUGGUGCAGGCCAACAUCAGAAACUCUAUCCAGGUCUCCCACGUGGGUGUUAAGGGCCCACGUACUUGAAGCAUCAUCGGCUGACUCCCAGCCACAUCAGCAGGAAGCUGGGUGGGAAGCAGAGCAGGUGUUUAAGAUAGAAGUGCUAAUGAAUGGAAGAAAACAUUUUGUUGAGAAAAGAUACAGCGAAUUCCAUGCCUUGCACAAAAAGCUUAAGAAAUGUAUCAAAACUCCAGAAAUCCCGUCCAAACACGUUAGGAACUGGGUCCCGAAGGUCUUGGAGCAGCGGCGACAAGGUCUGGAGAUGUAUUUGCAGGCUGUCAUUUUAGAAAACGAAGAGCUUCCCAAACUGCUUCUCGAUUUCCUGAACGUGCGACACUUGCCCUCUCUCCCAAAGGCAGAAAGCUGUGGAUCUUUUGAUGAGACGGAAUCGGAAGAGUCCAGCAAACUGUCCCACCAGCCGGUGCUGCUGUUCCUCCGGGACCCAUACGUCUUGCCUGCAGCUAGCGAUUUUCCGAACGUGGUCAUCGAAGGAGUUCUCCAUGGGAUAUUUUACCCUCACCUGCAGCCCAGGUAGAAGUCCCGCAUGGCUGCAGGAAGCUAAAGCCAGGUUCCAGGUUGUAGUCAAGGAAAUCGAUACCUACCAAAUUAACCUGCACUCAGUGACAGAGCAGCGUGAGCUGGUGGUGACGUUCACAGUCUCCAUUCAGGGCAGGCAUGUUUCCACUAGCAUGGUGCUUUCGUAUGUAGAAGCUGACCCAGGACAGCAGUCAGGUGAGGGCCACGUGUUUGAGAAGUGAGUUGGAGCUGCCAGCUUAGACGCCUGUGCCAGGAGCCCCAGGGGAUCCAGUGGGUCCCCAGGGGCGGGCGUCUCACAGAACAACAUCGCGCUGUGCUGCAGCCGCACCACGGAAAAUCACAGCCUGAUCGUCUGGAGGCGGAGCAGCUCUGGUCCGUGACUCACUCGUCUGCGCCCUGUGACUUUCCCGGUUGGUGAGUUCGGUUCCCGAGCUGGCAGCCCCAGGAGUGUAUCGGAGCAACGCUGAGAAAGGCGAGGAGGAGCCAGGUGGAGACCGAACUCUCCUCGCAGCACCAGGGCAGCCAGAUAAGUACAGAACUAAAGAAUCUCGACACUUCAGCCUGCGACACGGUGGACUCGGCAUCGGGCCCCGGGGGCCAGGGCCCAGGGAGAAGCAGGGUGUGAGCGUGCCCCCUGGAAAGAAGUGAGUGACCUGCGGUUGGAGACCACAGGAAGUUGUCAGUGCGUGCUUAGGAGCCACAGGUGCUGGAGGCAGCGCCGGCCCCGCACGUGAGAUACAGAUGUGAAGUGGCAGCGCGGGACUGGCAGGUGGCCGAACGUCCGUUGAACGGGCAGUGUCACGAUGGGAUUCUGUGUCUUGUUCUGUCUGGGUCACCUUUCACGGUCCCCAUAGCUGAGGCCGCCGUGGGCUGAUCUUGCGUGUGCCCUGACUCCCCUGUCCCUCCCUCUUGCUGACCUGUGUGGUGGGCCCAGCAAAGGCCAGAAGCAUGGGGCUGCCGGUCACUGCGUGCUGUGUGUGGGCCUCUCGUGGGCAGCUGAUGAACAGCCAGCCCACUGACGCUUGCCAGUCUGACCAGUAAACUCAUACCAGAGCUCAUGCCACAUCAUGUGCUUUCACUAGCAUCUAACGGCUGCUGCAGACUUAAAGACGGCUUCUGGCACAGACGGUGUGAUUACAUGUCGGGAGCAAGCAGGAACAGAACGAGCAAGUUCAUCAACCAAAAACACCUGAGUAGGCAACUACUGGAGAGAUUUUUAAAUGAUUUGAUGUUACUAGCUAUUUUGAGUUCAAUAAAAGCGAUCAAGAAAUA